GAAAGAGAGGGAGAGAGAGAGAGAGAGAGGGAGGUUGUAUGAUGGUAGGGAGACAGCGGAAAAGAUAUUAAUUAGAAGUGACGAGGGAGUCGAAGAAGAUCUACUAGGGUUUCUGAAAUCUGAGAGUGCAAACCUGGGGAGUGAAAGCUGUGGAUACAGGUACUGUUGUUGCGCCGAUUGGCUGCUCUGUUACUUGUCCGGCAUGGAUAUGGACAUUGAUUCGCCUGCUGAAUCCAAUUCCCUCCCCCCUCGCUAUCGUAUUGUACAGAGGCUUAGUCUCCAAGGAGUUCCUGAGGAGCAUCUUGAGCGGCUUGAGCCUGGUUUAGUUGCUUAUGUCAAGGAGAACAAAUUUCGGGUACCAGAGCUGGUAUCUGCCAUCUUACCCACUGACGAGGAAGUGGUGGAGGCGUAUAAAGAAUGUAAAGCAAGUUCUAAAGAAGACUUGGUGAGCCCAACCAUGACAGAACAAUUCCGUGAAAGUAUGUGUUUGUUACAGUGGUUGAUGUUCUAUGGUGAACCACUGAGUGCCUUAAAUAAACUCGCCAAAAUAAGUACUGGUCAACGUGGUGUUUGUGGGUCUGUUUGGGGCCAUAAUGAUAUAGCAUACCGCUGCCGAACAUGUGAACAUGACCCAACAUGUGCAAUUUGUGUCCCUUGUUUCCAGAAUGGAAACCACAAGGACCAUGAUUAUUCUGUUAUAUAUACGGGUGGUGGCUGUUGUGAUUGUGGGGAUGUGACUGCAUGGAAACGUGAGGGCUUCUGUUCAAAGCAUAAAGGUGCAGAACAGAUACAGCCCCUGCCAGAGGAGUUUGCUAAAUCUGUAGGACCUGUUCUGGAUGCGCUACUUGUUUGUUGGAAAAACAAACUAUUGUUUGCAGAAAAUGUAUGUCAGGAAUACCAUAAAGGGAGUGAUCGCAUUGGGGAAUUCAAGAAGGUUGCAAAUGAGCUAACAUUUGUGGUGGUUGAGAUGCUUACAGAGUUCUGUCAGUACAGUGAAAGUUUGCUCAGUUUUAUUUCAAAAAGGGUGUUUAUAUCAGAUGGUUUAUUAGAUAGUCUGGUGAGGGCGGAGAGGUUCUUGAGUAAAAGAGUCACAAGGAAACUCCAUGAACUGCUUCUGAAAUUGCUGGGGGAACCUGUAUUUAAAUAUGAAUUUGCAAAAGUAUUUCUGAGUUAUUACCCAAUUCUUGUAAAUGAAGCCAUAAAAGGGUGCAGUGAUGCUGUUUUCAAGAAUUAUCCACUACUAUCUACAUUUUCCGUGCAGAUUUUCACAGUGCCAACUCUAACUCCACGUCUUGUGAAGGAAAUGAAUCUGCUGGCUUUGCUGAUGGGAUGUUUAGGAGACAUUUUCUGUUCUUGUGCUGGAGAGGAUGGUCGAUUACAGGUUACCAAGUGGGGAAAUUUGUAUGAAACCACUCUUCGUGUAGUUGAAGAUAUUAGGUUUGUUACAAGUCAUGUUGCUGUACCUGAAUAUAUAACCCAUGACCAGCGAGAUGUCCCUAGAACUUGGAUGAAACUCUUGGCUUUUGUGCAAGGGAUGAACCCUCAAAAGAGAGAAACAGGUCUCCACAUAGAAGAAGAAAAUGAGAACAUGCAUUAUCCUUUUGUUUUAGGUCACUCUAUUGCAAAUAUUCACUCUCUCUUGGUGGCGGGUGCAUUUUCUGGUUCCAAAGCUGAAGAGACUGAUAUUGAGAUACUUUUCAACGCACAAAAGCAAGAUUUGGAUGAUGAAGAAAGCCUAAGACAUUCAAAAGUAGGACGGCUUUCCCGGGAAACCUCUGUUUGUGGUACAAAAUUCAAUGAAGCAAAAUCUGAUUGCCAACUUCUAAUUCCUGCCUCCGUUACAUGGUUGAUAUUUGAGUGCUUAAGGUCUAUUGAGAAUUGGUUGGGAGUAGAUAAUGCAUCUGGAGCUCUUCUUAAUGUGUUAUCUCCAAAUACCAGCAGUGUCUGUGCUAGCAAUUUCUUAGCUUUGAAGAAAACAUUAUCUAAGAUCAGGAAGGGCAAAUAUAUUUUCAGUAAAUUUACCAGUUCAAAUGAAGCUCAAGGUAGGCGAAGUCUGUCACUUGAUAAAACUGCACAACCCAUAGGGCAAGACAGAAUAUCAAUCAUGACUGGUAAAACUGAUUCAGAUAAUGCCUGUUACCCUGCAGGUUUUGAUGAUAUUACCAUGGAAGGAGAAUUAGAUGCCCUACGGGUUCUGAGUCUAUCAGAUUGGCCAGAUAUACUCUAUGAUGUUAGUUCACAGGAUAUAUCUGUUCAUAUUCCUUUACAUCGAUUGCUUUCUUUGCUUUUACAAAAAGCAUUGAAUAGAUGUUACGGUGAAGCUACUGAGCCAUAUAUGAUCAGUGCCAGUGCUGCUAAUCCACUUCCAGAUGUUUAUAGCGAUUUCUUUGGGCAUGUUCUAGGAGGUUGCCAUCCUUACGGGUUUUCUGCCUUCAUUAUGGAGCAUCCUCUGCGGAUUAGGGUAUUUUGUGCUGAGGUUCAUGCUGGAAUGUGGCGGAGGAAUGGGGAUGCUGCUCUAUUAUCAUGUGAGUGGUAUCGUUCAGUUCGCUGGUCCGAACAGGGUUUAGAGCUUGAUCUGUUUCUGCUGCAGUGCUGUGCUGCAUUGGCUCCAGCUGAUCUUUAUGUUAAUAGAAUUCUAGGUCGCUUUGGGUUGUCAGAGUACCUUUCUUUGAAUCUUGAACAGUCUAGUGAGUAUGAACCAGUUCUAAUGCAGGAAAUGCUCACUCUUAUCAUACAACUAGUUAAAGAGAGGCGAUUUUGUGGACUAACAACUACUGAGAGUUUGAAAAGAGAGUUGAUCUAUAAGUUGGCCAUUGGAAAUGCUACUCAUAGUCAGUUGGUAAAAUCUCUUCCUCGGGACCUUUCUAAAAUUGAUCAACUUCAGGAAAUUUUGGAUACCAUUGCAUUGUACUCCGAACCAUCUGGCGUGAAUCAGGGGAUGUAUUCACUGCGACGGGCAUAUUGGAAAGAACUUGAUUUGUAUCAUCCUCGUUGGAACCCUAGGGAUUUGCAGUUUGCAGAAGAAAGAUAUUCACGCUUCUGUAAUGUUUCUGCAUUGACCACUCAGCUUCCCAAGUGGACAAAGAUUUAUCAGCCGCUCAAUGGAAUAGCCAGGAUAGCUACUUGCAAAGUUGUCCUUCAGAUUGUCCGUGCAGUCUUGUUUUAUGCUGUUUUCACAGAUAAAGUUGCUGCAUCACGAGCUCCUGAUGGGGUUCUUCUGACGGCAUUGCACUUACUCUCUUUAGCAUUAGACAUCUGUUUUUUGCAGAAAGAAGCCAGCAAUAGGUCAUGCAACAAUGAGGAUUCAAUUCCUAUGCUAGCUUUUGCUGGUGAAGAAAUUUUCGUGGGAGUACAUAACAGAUUUGGUGAACAUAGUUUGUUGUCACUUCUUGUUUUAUUGAUGGGGAAGCAUAAGAGAGAAAAUCCAGACAACUUCAUAGAAGCUAUCAAUUGCAACCUUUCUUCUUGGAUAGAAAGCUUAUUGAAGAAGUUUGCUGAGAUGGAUUCCAACUGCAUGGCCAAACUGCAAAAACUUGCACCCGAAGUGGUCAAUCAUUUGUUACAGUCCAAUCCAAAUGGUGAUACAAAUGCAUUGGGGUCAGCUUCUGAUGGUGAGAAACGCAAGGCAAAAGCUAGAGAGAGACAGGCUGCUAUAAUGGCAAAAAUGAGAGCAGAGCAGUCCAAAUUUUUGAAGAGCCUUGGUUCUGAUAUGGAAAACGGGUCGAGUAAAUUACAAUCCAAACAAGGAGUAUCAGACUCUGUUGUUGGACAUUAUUCAGCAGAGUUUUCACAGGAUGUUUGCUCACUUUGCCGUGAUCCCUAUUCAGAAAGUCCUGUAUCUUACUUGAUUCUUCUUCAGAAAUCUAGGCUUAAGAGUUUCGUUGACAAAGGUCCCCCAUCAUGGGAACAAGUUCCUCUGUCAGACAAGGAUUGCGUUUCAAAUUCUAAAAACGAGGUCACAGGAAAGCGCAGAACAAACACCACCUCAUGCAUUUCAGAAAGGAUUUCAUCUCCUCAGUUAGUGCAGUUGUUCCAGAAUGCAGUGAAUGAGUUAGCCUCUGAUGGUCGUUCUGGGGAAGUUGAUGCUUUUCUAGAAUUCAUCAAGACUCGGUUUCCAUCAGUUGGGAAUCUUCAACUGACCUGCACUUCUAAUGAUACAGGGGAGAGGACUUCAUACAACUUUGACACGUUGGAAGAAGAUAUGUUCUUGUGUAUUCAGAAAGAGAUGUGUAAUCUCUUGACGCAUUCAAAUUUGGUAACUGAUGAGAAAUUUUCAGCUGCUGAAGGGGGUCCUAAAAGGGGUGUGAAUGCUGGAGAAGUCUUGCUUGGAAAAUAUAUAGCCACUCUUUCAAGAGCAGCAAAAGAAAAUCCUUCUGCUUCUGGGAAUGCUCAAUCUCAUAAUGAUAGGGCAAUGUCAGAAUCUACCACACUGGUUCCUGCAUAUGAUGGACUUGGCCCCUCAGAUUGUGAUGGAAUUCAUCUUUCUUCAUGUGGGCAUGCGGUGCAUCAGGGUUGCCUUGAUCGUUAUCUAUCCUCACUGAAGGAAAGAUAUAACAGAAGAAUGGUUUUCGAAGGAGGGCAUAUUGUGGAUCCUGAUCAAGGGGAGUUCCUUUGUCCUGUUUGCCGUCAACUUGCAAACUCUGUCUUGCCUGCAUUACCUGGAGAUUCUCAAAAGGGCUGGAAAAAACUGACAAUUUCUAGUGCUGGUUCCCCAGAUGCUGCUGGCUCCUUAGCCACAUUGAAUGAUGAAAUCAAUUCCCUUUGCAUUCAGCAAGCCUUGUCUCUGUUGCAAAGUGCUUGCAAUGUGGUUGGGAAAGGUGAAAUAUUGAAAACCAUUCCCAUGGAAGGAAUUGGAAGAAUAGCACCAACUAUUGAACCUUUCCUUCGCAUGAUCUGUCGAAUGUAUUUUCCUGGAAAGUAUGAUAAGGUUUCAGGAUCUACAAGGGUAAGCCAAUUUAUAAUUAUGUGGGACAUUCUCAAGUACUCUCUCAUAUCAACAGAAAUUGCUUCUCGUUGUGGAAGGACUUCUACCACACCAACUUAUUGUGUCGAUUCCUUAUAUAAGGAACUCAAUUCAUCCACUGGGUUUAUUUUGACCUUGUUGCUAAGCAUUGUCCAAAGUAUGCGGAAUGAGAACCCUCAUCAUGUGCUUUUAAGAUUUAGAGGUAUUCAGCUCUUUGCAGGGUCUGUUUGCCAUGGCGUUUCUGUGGAUGAAUUUCCCAGUACUGCUUCUACACAAGGAGGUAAUAUGUUAAGUAUCUUGGAACACAUUGAAACAGAAGUAUCAUAUCCUGACAUCCAAUUCUGGAAAAGAGCUUCUGAUCCUGUCCUUGCUCAUGAUCCUUUUUCAUCAUUGAUAUGGGUUCUUUUUUGUCUACCAUACCCAUUUUUGUUAUGCAAUGAGGUUUUCUUUUCUCUUGUGCAUCUCUAUUAUGCUGUCUCUGUAGUACAGGCUAUAAUUACUUACUGUGGGAAGCAGCAAUGUAAGAUAAAUGGAUUAGGUUUCCAAGAUUGCCUGAUUACUGACAUCUCCAAUAUUGUGGGAAAAUCUGGGUUUGCUCCGCUGUAUUUUGUUUCCAGCUAUAUUGACCCUUCUUGUAAUAUUAAGGAUGUAAUUCGUAGCUUGAGUUUCCCUUAUUUGCGAAGAUGUGCCUUGCUCUGGAAACUACUGAACUCUUCUAUCACUGCACCAUUCUGUGAUAGACCUCUUGUGUUUGAUAGACCAUUCAAUGCCAUUGAUGAUAUGAUGGAUUGUACAAAUGGUGCUUUGUUGGAACUCAUCCAUGUUGAGCAGCUGGAGAACAUGUUUAAGAUUCCCCAACUGGAUGAUGUUCUCAAGGAUGAAGCACUUCGUUCUUUAGUUCAGACUUGGUUCCAUCAUUUUUCCAAGGCAUUUGAAGUUUGUAGUCUUCCAAGUGUUUUAUACUCCACUCCAGCAGUUCCAUUUAAGUUAAUGCAACUUCCUCACGUUUAUGAGGAUCUCUUGCAGAGGUAUAUAAAGCAGCAAUGCCCUGACUGUAAAACUGUUCUGAAUGAUCCUGUAUUGUGCCUGUUAUGUGGUAGAUUGUGCUCUACAAGCUGGAAGCCAUGCUGCAGGGAAAAUGGAUGCCAAGCUCAUGCAAUGACCUGUGGUGCUGGUACUGGAGUAUCCCUGUUGAUCAAAAAAACCACAAUCCUGCUUCAAAGAUCUGCACGUCAGGCACCUUGGCCUUCUCUCUACUUGGAUGCAUUUGGUGAAGAGGAUAUUGAAAUGCAUAGGGGGAAGCCACUGUAUUUGAAUAAAGAGAGAUAUGCAGCUUUAAGUCAUAUGGUGGCUUCUCAUGGCCUUGACCGAAGUUCUAAAGUUCUUGGUGAAACAACCAUUGCUGCUUUUUUCCUCAUUUAGUAAAGCAAUUGCAUAAAACUUUUGUGGAGAUAUCAUGUAUUCUUCCUCUGGGUUGAAAUUUUGGUCAUAAUGAUGGAUUUGUAUGCCAGCCAGUUCUCUCACGCUCGUCCUCCAUCUGUACAGUUCUUAUCAUACUUAAAAAGUACACAGAAACACAGGAGCUGCAGUUGUGUUCCAAUCAUCCCCACUGGACCAUAGAAUCUUUCAUGGAACUGAUGGACUUAUAGAUUUACGAUUACCAUCAUAUAAAUGGUCAGAAGCUAUUAAAAUGUGCAGUCAUUUUGGCACUUAGCAGUUCAUUUUCUUUUCCUAUUACAAUGAUGAUCAGGCUGAUAGUAGGAAGUGUGGGUAGCAUUGGUGGAGGGUAGUGAGCUGUUGGCAUAUUUUUCCCAUCUGCGUGGUUGUGUUGGGGGGGUAUUUGGGCGAGUUCCUUAAAGAGAGUUGUCUUACGCCCCUAGGCAUCUCUACCUGUCCACCCACCUGUAUCAGUUUCGGGUUAAGUUUGUUGGGUGAGGACCCAUUCCCAUUAUUUGUGGGUUAGAUUUUACGUGGGUUUUCUCAUGCAUAUUCUGUAAAUUGAGCUUUUUCUUAAUCCAUUUUUCAUAUAUAUCCUGACAUGGGCCCAUCCUUCCAUCCGUGGUUUUGCAAACUACAAUUUCUCGAAUAUUGCAACCGUAAAGCGGUUACAGCUCCAUAAUCAAAUUCCUAUUGUGUGUAUUAGGAUGGUCCUCUUGUCAGUCUUAGUUCCAGCCAUUGGCCGAUGCCUACAAAAUUAAUAAAAUGAAAUAACACAAUAUUGUACGA
Vitis riparia (riverbank grape) is the source of this 7189-nucleotide messenger RNA. Its product is annotated as E3 ubiquitin-protein ligase PRT6. The record is from RefSeq and is a predicted model, not a curated record. Gene Ontology annotation, cellular component: cytoplasm; ubiquitin ligase complex. The transcript is spliced from 18 exons. Gene Ontology annotation, biological process: protein ubiquitination; ubiquitin-dependent protein catabolic process via the N-end rule pathway. The coding region runs from base 203 to 6385 and encodes 2060 amino acids. Lineage: Eukaryota; Viridiplantae; Streptophyta; Magnoliopsida; Vitales; Vitaceae. Gene Ontology annotation, molecular function: zinc ion binding; ubiquitin protein ligase activity.